Molecule: messenger RNA, 327 nt
Organism: Striga asiatica
Lineage: Eukaryota; Viridiplantae; Streptophyta; Magnoliopsida; Lamiales; Orobanchaceae
Source: the annotation of a GenBank genome assembly
AUGACGUCCGACACGCCACCCACAACCGGAAGCUCAAGGAACUCGCCGCCCUCCGCUCGUCCUCGCCUCUACCGGAAUUCUGCGCGGCCGUCGUACGUCUCCAGCCGAGCGCAUCAUCAAGUUUCACGUCCGUGUUUGACUGCUCGCGUGGCGAUCGUGACUUGGACGUCGGAGGUGGGUGGGGGAGGGGCGAUCAACGUCGAGGACGACGGAGGAGGCGGAGUCGUCUUCAUCGUGAUUGGAGAAUUCCUAUCGUCGAGGAGGUCCUCGUCUUCAUUGAAGUGGUCAGGGACUCAGGGACGGCGGAGUUAUCAGCGGAGGCCAUAA